Messenger RNA from Diabrotica balteata, 5738 nucleotides. Lineage: Eukaryota; Metazoa; Arthropoda; Insecta; Coleoptera; Chrysomelidae. The record is from the annotation of a GenBank genome assembly.
AGUUCAAAGCCACCCUGCAAAGAAUAAACACAUGGAUUUCGUCGUCUCGUCAUAAGUUGAAAUACAAGUGAAAAUAUUUGUGAUAUUUAGUUUUAGUGUGCCAAAAUAAAAAUGGAUGACGACCAACAAUUUUGUUUACGGUGGAACAACCAUCAAUCGACAUUGGUAGCCGUUUUUGAUACGUUAUUGGAGAACGGCACAUUAGUAGACUGUACUUUGGCAGCAGAAGGAAAAUGCCUAAACGCACACAAAGUAGUUUUGUCUGCAUGUAGCCCAUACUUUGAAGCGCUGCUGUCAAAGCACUUUGACAAGCAUCCCAUUCUUAUUCUUAAGGACGUUAAGUUCCAAGAACUAAAAGCCAUGAUGGAUUAUAUGUAUAGGGGGGAAGUGAACAUAUCUCAAGAUCAAUUAGGCGCGCUGUUAAAAGCCGCUGAAUCAUUGCAAAUUAAGGGUUUAUCAGACAAUAGGAAAGGGGAAACUGACAGAAAACCCACUCCUGCUCCUCCACCAAAGAGCCCACAACCAACAACCCUGCCAAAGGUACAGGGUUUGACAAUUGAGCAAAGAGCUCGGGAGGAUUCCAGGGAGGGAAGCAUGUCACCAGGGCCUCGUAAAAAGAAAAGGUUAAGGCGGAAAAGUGAAGAAUUAGACAACCACGAUGCCUCUAAUUCUUCAGAAUCUCACAGUCUACCCGCCCAAAGCAUUCCUACGUUACCUGCUAUUUCAAAAAUGAACAUGAACGCCGAUGUGCCUGAACAAAUAGAAACUAAAUCAGAGAUACUCACGAGGCAUAAACAGACAGAUGACAUGCCCCAAGUUCCUAUUAUAAAAGAAAAGAUUGAAACCCACACAGAACUGAUGUUGGAACCAAAGUCUGAAUAUGUAGAAGAAAUGAAUGAAGAUAGUAUUGAGGAUUUGACACUGGAUGAUGACGAUUUAAGUAAUAUGGAACAGGUAGAUGAUCAAGCAGGACCUAGUCAUGGAGCAGGAGAAGGAUCAAGUCAAGGUUUUGGAGGUUGGCAUAUGGGUAACCAAAGUCAAGAUGAAGUAUUUCUGGCCGCCCAAGAGGCCGUAGGUGCACAUCGAGACUCACAAGGCUCACCCGUUCAACAACAAAAAUCAGCUACGAAACAAGAUAUGGACUCCUUUCCUAUCAAAAUAGAACUGAGAGAAGACCAAAAUGAAUAUAUGAUGUCGCUCAUGGGUACGGACAUAUGUACAGUGGAAAAACCCAAAAAGAAAACCAACCGGAUUCGCGGUAACUUUCGUUGUCCGCAGUGUAGUAGAACCUACAUACGCAAAGACUCUCUACAAAGACAUUUAACGUAUGAGUGUGGCAAAGAGCCCAUGUUCCAAUGUCCUUUUUGCCCUCAAAAGUGCAAACGACGGGGACAUCAACUCAGACACGUUCGAAGACAACACAAAGAUAAGAUUGGGUUGAUAGAAGAAAAUAAUCCAGAUUUGUUCACAAAGAAAGAGGAAAAUGCGGAGUAUGUACUGAAAUAGACAAUAAUUUGAGUUUUUGUUUAUUUAUGUUUGCUGCACUUAUUUAUUUUUUAUUUAGUCUAAAAUUUGCCGCUAGGAUUAUAUUUUUGUAAGGUUGGUUUUUAUGUACUUUUUUUAUUGUACGAAGUUAUUUUGCCUCUAGUUCUACAGCUUUGAGUAUCAUUGGAAUUUUUUUCUUUGUACGAGAGUUGCGUUUGUUUUAUAUACUUCUCAUUCUGUUGUGAAAUGGUUAUCCUUUAUAUUCGACCUGUAUUACCAAUAUCAACUAGAUGAUGUUUUAUAUGACCAAGAUGUUAAUUUUUUUAAUAUGAUUUUGAAAAUGUAUACAAGCGUCUAAUUCCCCCAUUAUCUGUUCUUCCUUAAUAACAUAUUUUUAGAUACGAUAGUAUUUAGUUCGCAAAAGAAGUUCAAGUACUAGAAUAUUCUGGUUUUCGUACAUUUCGAAAGAUUUUACAAAUAUAUCCUUUUAGAAAUUCACACUUUUCAAUAGUUCUUUUCGCCGUAUCGUCUUCAAGUCGUUCGGUCUUCAAAAUUAAUUAAAUUAUUUGCGUUAUUUUCCAAACGUGCUUAUAAUUGACCAAAACAAUUCCAGAAUCUGUUGAAAUUAGUUCUAGCAUUUGCUCUAAAUAUUAAAAAUAAUGUUAAAAGCUACCGAUGUGGGUAAUAAUUAGUCUUUUCCUCUACCAGGUGGCGCUAUUAUUCCCGUAGAGAGUCUAUCGAAAAAAUUUGUGCGUUUUAUACUUUAGAAAAUCAGAAAGUUUAUAGUGCUUUCACUUAUAUUACAUUGAUAAUGCCAUGUAUAGUUUCCAUCAAGGUAUAAGACAUUUUGCCUGACGCUAGUGGGAUCACCCUACCGAUUUAGUAUUAUAAUAACAAACAACAGACGCUCCAGGAGUGGAUUUGCUAAAAUUAACAACAAAAGUUCAAGUACAUAUAAUAUUUUAAUACGGUUGGAAUAAUAAAUAUAAAAUUAAAUAUUAUAUCUUAUAUUUAUAUAUAUGAUAUUUAUAUCUAUGUAGUUAUAGGUAUGUUAUUAUGUACAAUGAAAUAAGAGAAAUAAAAAAAAAAUAAAAAAAUUAACGAAAAUAAUGUUAACAACAGUAAGAGAUUAAACGAGUUGUUGCAAAAAUCAGAAUUAAAAAAGAUAACAUAAUAAAAUUAGACACAAUAACAUAAAAAAAUAAAAUUUAGAUGGAAAAAAAUUAUUACAAAAUUACAACAAUGUCACUAUCGCUGUCAUCUUCAGUAGAAUCGUCAUCAUCUAAUGUUAUAAUUAUUGGUUUAAUAUGUGAGGUUAAUGUUCUGUAAUGAUUUUCGUUUUAUAACAUGUGAAACACAAUUUUGCCACAGUGUUGGGGAAAUCUUUUUUAUUUCUUUUACAACAUGUGAUACCGAUUGGCUACUAAAUUUGGGAAAGCAGUUGUUUCGCAAUAAUUAGGUUGGCUCCAGAUUAAUUCAAUAGGGUUGAAAACACAGUAAUAAGGAGGUAAUCGCAAUAUAAUAUGACCAUCACGUUUGGCUAAUUCGUCUAUAACAAACUGUUUCUUAAAUACUUUUGUGUGAAGAACUUCGAACAUUUCUUUUUUUUUAUAUGUUUCUUCAAAGUACAAAUCAUUUUCAUACAAAAUAAUCCGAUAUUUGUUUUUUCGUUGUUGCCUACACUGGGGAUUUUUCUAAUUUGUUCGCAAUGACACUUUUUGGAGACAAAUUUGGCACCACUUUCUUUUAAAAACAUGUCUUAAUCAAGCUACUCAUCAUAUUUUCAUUGUAAUCCAGCUUUGAAUCUUUAAUGUUUUUUGCCGAUAGUAAAAAAUUUCUCUUCCAAGCCAGCCAUUUUUAAAUCCAAUGUUCAAAAUAAUUAUUCACUGACCUCUAUUAAUUGGAUAAUUGGAUGCACACUUAAUAGAGUCGUUUGUCCAACCUUUUUGAGCAGUAUUGUAGAUAUUGAACCAUGUUUCAUCCAGAUAAAAUAUCGGUCUUUCUUCAUCUCUUAAUUUAGAUAUAUCAUCCAAGUAUUCGUUUCUCCAGUUAAUAAGUCGAGGGGAAUCCACUAUUGAUGAUCGCUUAUUAAUUUUCUCGUAUUGAAAACCAAUGUGAUUCAAAAACCUUGAUAAAGUUGAAGGCGAAUAGGUUCUUUGAAUAGAAAUUAUAAACUGCUCUUCUAAUUACCUCAGCAUCUUUUUCAUUUACUGCUUUAUAUGUAGAAAAGUCAGUCUGCUUUUUACGAGGUUGAAUGCUAUCUGUAACAAUUUUCCACAGUGUUGUAUAUGGCAUCCUUGUCAAUCGAGAUGUUGGUUUGAUGAAAAACUUACCGUCUUCUGGAUUUGGAUUAUCUUCUUUUACUGUUUGAUAAACAUUCCUAAUUAAUGAUACCUAAUUUUACCUAGAUACCUAUUAGUACCAGAAUUAUAAUGUGUAAAGCUAUAGAAUAAUAAAAAGAGGUAUACUUUAUCUUUAACUAAUAUACUUGCUAAUGAUUUUCUAAUUUUCUUUUAUUUAAAGAUAGAAAGCUUCAUUAUCGAAAGUCCAUUUUAUUUAAAGUGAAAAUGACAUAAACAGAUAAAAUUGUAACUCCAUAAAAUUCAAGUAAUGAGCCCAAUAAACACGAAAAUUGUUUGUGAUCGUUUAUAAUAAUUGAGUCCAAGCAACUUAGUUUCAGUUGAGUAAAUCAGAUGAGUAAGCAAAGAUGACUAAAGAAGUUUUAAGUUUAACAAUUGAUUUGCACUGAUAGGUAACAAGUCAGUUCUGUAAAUGAUAUAAAGCCCGGUACUAGUAAGCUGUUUCAAAACUAUUGCUACCCGUCGCAAAGACAAUUGAGGGAUUAGUAACAUCAAUAGGUGUUGUUCAAUAUUAUAAUACUGCGGUCGACUGGGUCACCCCACCAGCCUCAGGCCAAAUUUCAUAUAUCUUGAACCAAACUAUACCUAAUUUUAUAGCAAACAACGUUUUUGUUUAUUUUUUUUUGUGCCUAUCCUCUAUAGAUCACAUUAAUCUACUGUAGCUCUGAAUAAAUCUAUUGGCGUCAUUCCUGCCCUUGUUCGUAGGUUCCGCAGUCUUAUCUUCUUCUGCGUCCUGCCGAACUUAUAUUUUCGUGUACAGAAUAAGCUGCAGCAGUUGUUACUUCUCAUUUCUCACGAUGUGCCCAACGUAUUCCAAUUCGCUACGUUUGACAGUUGGGAGGUAUUUUACUUCUCCACCGAUGCGUUAUUAAGAUGGUUUCAUUACAUAUAUGAUAUAUCCAUAGGGCUCAUAAACAUGCGUGUAUAGCACCAGAUGUUAAAUGCAUUAAUAAGUCAUCAGGUGUCUGUCAGUGUCCACGCUUCAGCUCCAUAAAGCAAAGUCAAAAGUACAUAGCAUCCCACAAUCCUUAUUUAAGAAUAUAUAUUGAGGAAGAGAGUAUAUAACACUUUACGCAUCUUAUUAAAUGUGCCUCUUACUUUUUUGAUUCGACAUAUUUUGAUUCGGAGCAGAUCGGAUUUGCGUUAUUCUUUUUGGGAAUCGGAAUGAACAUUGACAGCAACCAAUAAUUUGAUAUUUCUCCGCUUAUGUAGAAUUUAUUGAAGCGGACGGUCAACAGUUUUAUUUGAUCUGUGUAAAGUAGUUUAAGGACUUCUCCCUGUAUCUGGUCUGAUCUUCACUUUUGUCUGUGUGAUAGUGCACUCCUUCUCACCGCUUGCUGUCAUCGUAGUAUUGAUGUUUCGUUUACAAAUAGUUCCUCCAUGUAUUGUUUCCAUCUUAUAAAUUUUUCAUCAGUUUCGGUAAUGCUAUUUUGGUCUGUGGAGGUUAAGACUCUCAUGUUUUCUAUUUCACCGCAUUUUUCUUGUAGCCUUUGCUCUUUAGUCCCCUUGAUUGCUCUUAUUGUUUUUCUAUGUGAUUCCUUGUAUUUAGUGGCCAAUGACUCCUAUAAAAGUCGUCAGUUAUCUCCAUACAUCUACAUAUUUUUGCACAUUUUCCAGCUGUUAUUUUUUUCAUCUUUAAUCUUACAGUUCUUUAUGAUUAGUUAUGAAGUUAUUAUAUUCUGUAUUAUAAAACUUAUCAGAUAUUUACAAGAACAAUCUUACAAAAAGCAUUCUGUUGUCUCCAGUCUCGGUACUUCUUUAUAGUAUACUUUCACAAUACUCAUUUUUUUUUGUUUACUCACUUAUUAUAGUUAUUUUAUUAAAUACAUUUUAAAGCUUAUGUUUAUUAAAUACAUUGUAAAUCACCAUUUAUGUUGUAGUACACGUAUUUUU